AUGAAUACUUUGCUAUACUGUGCAGCGGGAGAACUUGUAACGAAUCAAUGCAAUGCAGUAUAUCGUGCAAUGUGCGAUCUUGAAUGGUACAAAUUAGAAUCAAAAAAGGCGAGAAGUCUUAUCUUGUUAAUGAUACAAACCAAACGUCCUUUUUGUAUUACUGCUGGAAAGAUUUUUCCAUUAACAAUGACUACUUUUUGCAGUAUAUUAAAAUCAUCGAUUGGUUAUGUAUCAUUUCUAUUGACUAAACAUGGCUGA
Molecule: messenger RNA, 258 nt
Organism: Atta colombica
Lineage: Eukaryota; Metazoa; Arthropoda; Insecta; Hymenoptera; Formicidae
Product: odorant receptor 43a-like
Exons: 3
Coding region: 1-258 (85 amino acids)
Biological process (GO): sensory perception of smell; detection of chemical stimulus involved in sensory perception of smell
Cellular component (GO): plasma membrane
Molecular function (GO): odorant binding; olfactory receptor activity
Source: RefSeq, a predicted model, not a curated record